UCAUGUUUCGCCUCUACGACACCGAUGGGAACGGCCUCCUGGACAGCUCGGAGCUGGAUCGUAUCAUCAACCAGAUGGUGCACGUGGCCGAGUACCUGGAGUGGGACUCCACCGAGCUGAAGCCCAUCCUGAAGGCGAUGAUGGAGGAGAUCGACUACGACCACGACGGGACGGUGACGCUGGAGGAGUGGAUCCGGGGUGGCAUGACCACCAUCCCCUUGCUGGUCCUCCUGGGGAUGGAGACAAACGUGAAGGAUGAUGGGCAGCAUGCGUGGAGGCUGAAGCAUUUCAGGAAACCUGCCUACUGCAACUUCUGCCGCACCAUGCUGCUGGGGGUGCGCAAGCAGGGCCUCUGCUGCUCCUUCUGCAAGUACACUGUCCACGAGAGGUGUGUGUCCAAGGAUAUCGCCUCCUGCAUCAGCACCUAUGUGAAAUCCAAGAGGAACACGAGUGUGAUGCAGCACACCUGGAUCGAGGGCAAUUCCCCCGUCAAGUGCGACAGAUGCCACAAAAGCAUCAAAUGCUACCAGGGCAUCACCGGUCUGCACUGCGUCUGGUGCCAAGUCACUCUCCACAACAAAUGCGCCUCCCACGUGAAGCCGGAGUGUGACGGGGGCCCGCUGCGGGACCACAUCUUGCUGCCCUCCUACAUCCGCCCCGCUGUCCUGGACAGGCAGUCCCACUGCCGAAAAUCGGAGACCGACUCCCCCGCCAGCACCGGCCCCGAGGACGACCAGAGCCUCAAGUUCAGCCCCACCACGGUGGACGGGCAAGGGCUGCAGAUCAGCCCCCGGCCCGGGACGCACCCCCUCCUGGUGCUGGUGAACCCCAAGAGCGGAGGAAGGCAAGGGGAGCGGGUCCUGAGGAAAUUUCACUACCUGCUCAACCCACGCCAAGUGUACAACCUGGACCGUGGCGGGCCUGCGCCGGGGCUGAGCUUCUUUCGGGACACUCCGGAUUUCCGUGUCCUGGCCUGCGGGGGGGACGGCACCGUGGGCUGGAUCCUGGACUGCAUAGACAAGGCAAACUUGGUGAAACACCCACCGGUGGCUGUCCUGCCUCUGGGAACGGGCAACGACCUGGCCCGGUGCCUGCGCUGGGGAGGAGGCUACGAAGGAGGCAACCUGAUGAAGGUCCUGAAAGACAUUGAGCACAGCACAGAGGUGAUGCUGGAUCGUUGGCAGAUAGAAGUCAUUCCCAGUGACAAAGAGGCCAACGGAGACCCUGUCCCAUCCACCAUCAUCAACAACUACUUCUCCAUUGGUGUGGACGCCUCCAUUGCCCACCGCUUCCACAUCAUGCGAGAAAAGCACCCUGAGAAAUUCAACAGCAGGAUGAAGAACAAGCUGUGGUACUUUGAAUUCGGUACCUCAGAGACCUUUGCGGCCACCUGCAAGAAGCUGCAUGACUACGUGGAGGUGGAGUGCGACGGGACCCUGCUGGACCUGAGCCACGCCUCCCUGGAGGGCAUCGCCGUCCUCAACAUCCCCAGCAUGUACGGCGGCUCCAACCUCUGGGGGGAGACCAAGAAGCAGCGUGGCUACAGCCGGCUGGGCAAGAAAGCCCCGGAGAAGCUGCAUGCCACGGUGGUCACCGACGCCAGGGAGCUCAAGUUCUGCGUGCAGGACCUCAGCGACCAGCUCCUGGAGGUGGUGGGGCUGGAGGGCGCCAUGGAGAUGGGCCAGAUCUACACAGGGCUGAAGAGUGCUGGGAAGAGACUGGCCCAGUGCUCGUCCGUCACCAUCAGGACAUCCAAGCUGCUGCCCAUGCAAGUGGACGGGGAGCCCUGGAUGCAGCCAUCCUGCACUGUCAAAAUUACACAUAAAAGCCAAGUGCCAAUGCUGCUGGGCCCCCCACAGAAAAGCAGCUUCUUUUUCCUGAAAAGGAGAAACCGAACCCGAGAUUAA
This is a messenger RNA of Merops nubicus (carmine bee-eater), 1907 nucleotides long. Its product is annotated as diacylglycerol kinase beta-like. Gene Ontology annotation, molecular function: ATP-dependent diacylglycerol kinase activity; calcium ion binding. The annotation marks the transcript as partial. Gene Ontology annotation, cellular component: plasma membrane. Lineage: Eukaryota; Metazoa; Chordata; Aves; Coraciiformes; Meropidae. Gene Ontology annotation, biological process: diacylglycerol metabolic process; intracellular signal transduction; lipid phosphorylation. The transcript has 19 exons. The record is from RefSeq and is a predicted model, not a curated record.